AGAAGGAGUGUUAAUUAGUAGCACCUAGUUUAGAUUCAGAUCGAUCUACGAAUUAAUGGCGACUCUGCAAAAAUUCAAGCUACUAGGCACGCAGUGCACGAUAGCAGGAAGUCCGGGGAGGAGCCCGAGUGCAAGUCCUGUCAUCCACAUCCACCGACAUAAAACUCUCCACAUGCUUCUCAACCGUUCGUCUGGUUCAGAGCGCCACCGAUUCGGCCAUUGCGAUGACCGGGAGAAGGUUGCGGAUCAGUCUCCAAAAAAAACCGCUGCUACUGAAACCAGUAACAAGAAGGGCGGCACUCCGAGGAGCGCAAGUGACGGUCUGGCGGCACGCCACGGCAGUUCUCUGAGGCAGAUAACAAGGGCAUUUCGGUAUAGAUUACUAAGGAGAGCUUGGCAACCUGUCAAUCCUCCCACCAGUUUCAAACGCCAAGUCACUGAUAAUCUUCAGAGGUGGGUCAUUGAAGUAAACGGAGCCCCUGGAACUCUAUAUGCAAAUGAAACUUACCAGCUUCAGGUUGAUUUCCCCGAGAAUUACCCGAUGGAAUCUCCCCAGGUUGGAAGAAACCUAGAAGUGAGAGUAAAUCUACAAGGGGGCUGUUCUGCAUCAACAAAAAGAGACAAUAUUGCCAUGUCAUCAAUUGGCAAGAGCGGAAGGGGAAGGGGAAGGGGAAGGGGAAGGGGAAGGAGAAGGAGAAGAGGGAAGGGACGGGGGAGAGGAGAGAGACGGAUGGUAGUGGACAGAAGCAAUGUUAAGUACUCUGAGGAAGCUGACGACCCAUAUGCUGGUGACGAAGCAGAUGAAGAAAAGUUGAUACAAGAGAUUGGACGUGAGAACGUGAGCAGCAUUGUUGAUGGGUUUUUGGAUGCAAGCAGUAGGGUCGUGCAUUCGCCUUUGGACGAUGCUUAUUUGGAUGCCUUCCACACUAAUUGCCUGAAAGUUGAAGUCAUUAGCAGUGUGUUUGAUGGAGGAUUGCUGGAUAGAAUAAAGAGCAGUGCUAGGGGCACUCGCCUCUUGCACUCUCCAACAAACACUUCACCUUUCAUUGGGCCACUUAAGCUUGUUUCACGCUUUGAGUGCAACCUCUUACCAAUUAGAAUAACAUUGAGUGUGAGCACAAACCCAGAUAUUGAUGAUAAACCGUCAAUUCCUCUUUGUGAUGCACUUGCUUCGCAAAGCCCUUCCUGAUGGCAUAUGAAGGAAUUCAAAGUCAAGAAGAAUGGGAGGAAGCUGUCAAAGAAGCGAUUGAGAAGGGCCUGUUAUGGGAAAAGGUUAUUGAUCAGUACUGUUGACCUGAUAGGAUUACAGCAAAGAAACAGCAAGAGGAGCUAGAAAAAGUUGCCAAAAACAUUCCUAACAGUGCGCCUGCUUCUGUGCAGCAAUCUGCCAAUCGUUCAGUUCUUUCCUUGCAGAGCAAUUCAUGGAUAAGCUUGCACGGGAGGUCCCUCAACAAUACAGUUGAAGUUGGAAGGCUUGUUUCUGAUGAUGAUGUCGUGAUUACUGAGAUCCAUCUUUAUCUGGAAUCGAUAUAUGUUGAUUCAAUCUUCAUUUGAAAAAUAAUCUGAUAUGCAAAAU
Molecule: messenger RNA, 1576 nt
Organism: Rubroshorea leprosula
Lineage: Eukaryota; Viridiplantae; Streptophyta; Magnoliopsida; Malvales; Dipterocarpaceae
Source: the annotation of a GenBank genome assembly